GUGGUACUCUCAUGGACCAUGGUGGACCUCGCGGAGAUCGAGAAGGCGGCCCCCGCCGACGCGCAGAUGCCCGACCUCAAGCGCAAGCUGGCUGGCAUCAAGGAGCGCUUUGCUGGUGGCCGCCCUGAGGGCACGGCCAGUGGCAGUGGUGCUCGAGACCAAGUUCCGGGCACUGGGGCCACCAAGAGGCGGAAGCUCUCCGAUGUCCUCGCCGAGAGGGCCGUCGCUACGAGUGCGCGCGCUGAGAAGCCGGCUGGGGCCAGGGACCCCAAGGACAAAGAGUCGAUCACGAUCGACGGACUUGCUCGCAUCAUCCGGCGUCGUGUGAUUGCGGACUCUGACGAGUCGGGGGAAGACGAGGGAGGGCCAGGGAACGGCAGGCCAAGGCACGUCGACAUCCUCAAGACGCGGCGGAAGUCUGCCGGCCAGCUCAGCGAGGACACGCUGCAGCGGAUGGCGAGGCUCCUUGGCACCCUGGCGGCCUCCGAUUUCAGCGACGCCGCGUGCCGGGCGAUUGUCCAGGCUUACGUGCACCAGAUCAUGUUCAACGAGUUCCCCCGGCAGAAGAUUGGCCUGCGCAAUUCCCGGGAGAUCGAGACCCUGGCGCUCGCGGCCGAUCACCUCCUCCGGGGGGGGCAGGCGGUGGCCCUGGACGUCGUCAUGCAGAGGCUCAAGGCCCUCGAGCGCUCCCUCGUCGACGAGAAUUGGACCGUCGCCAGGUGGCGCGAGCUCAUGCCGACGGGGGGGGCGCAGCUCGCCAGCCGCGCAGAAGCGACGGCAGCGCUCAAGCUCGAGGAGUCCGAGAGGAAGCUCAGGGGGCCCAGGACC
Molecule: messenger RNA, 828 nt
Organism: Prorocentrum cordatum
Lineage: Eukaryota; Dinophyceae; Prorocentrales; Prorocentraceae
Source: the annotation of a GenBank genome assembly